Molecule: messenger RNA, 348 nt
Organism: Ilex paraguariensis (yerba mate)
Lineage: Eukaryota; Viridiplantae; Streptophyta; Magnoliopsida; Aquifoliales; Aquifoliaceae
Source: the annotation of a GenBank genome assembly
AUGGGAGAGAUAUCGGGCUUCCAGUUGGGCGUUCUGGGUGCAUUGUUUCUUUCCGUGGCGUCAUCAGUGUCCAUUGUCAUCUGCAACAAAGCCUUGAUGAGCAAUCUUGGUUUCCCAUUCGCUACAACACUGACUAGUUGGCAUCUGAUGGUAACGUAUUGCACACUUCAUGUGGCACAACGUCUAAACUUCUUUGAGAACAAACCAAUUGACAUGAAGACUGUGAUGCUCUUUGGCAUUCUAAAUGGUGUUUCCAUCGGAUUUCUCAACUUGAGCCUGGGAUUUAACUCCAUUGGCUUCUACCAGGUACAGUACUGGACUAACCUUGCUCUGAUGUGCUUUUGCUAG